GACGUGUGUGGAAUUAUCUUUAGAAAAUCAAGAAAGGAUGACCACACAAUGCAUCAAGAAUAAAUCCUAUCUAGGUUCUGAAGUAUUCAAUCAGCAUACAGCUGAAAAUGAAGACGAAAUUUUGCAAAUGUUUCCUCUCUUUAUUCCGAAUAAUAUCCAUGCUACUUAUUUCGGUUCAUUCACAAUCAUCAAACACAAACUUGACAUAAAAUUAAUACUAGAGGGAAGGCAUUUGGACUUACGCAAGACUAUUCCGGUAACAAUAGCGACAAUCAGAAAGCAAGAUCGCAUGAACACAAUCACUACGCCUUCUCAAUCGGAUACAAUGUCAUAUCAAGAUUUUAGAAAUGAGAGCGAUUUGCGCCAUGACGGUUCGAAUAGUUCGGACUCUAUUAACGAAAUAAGAAGUUAUACUCGGGAUGAAGAUAAUAAUCAAACUCUGCGUCCUGAAUAUUCAUACGAGAAAAAACGGCGAAAUUCAGAAGUUUCACAAAUCUCUUCUAAACCGGGGGUAACUGAGACACAGCAGAUACAGCAGUGA
Molecule: messenger RNA, 541 nt
Organism: Acaulospora morrowiae
Lineage: Eukaryota; Fungi; Glomeromycota; Glomeromycetes; Diversisporales; Acaulosporaceae
Source: the annotation of a GenBank genome assembly